Messenger RNA from Solanum dulcamara, 1926 nucleotides. Its product is annotated as protein TIC 55, chloroplastic. Gene Ontology annotation, cellular component: chloroplast. Gene Ontology annotation, molecular function: chlorophyllide a oxygenase activity; 2 iron, 2 sulfur cluster binding. The transcript is spliced from 3 exons. Gene Ontology annotation, biological process: protein targeting to chloroplast. The record is from RefSeq and is a predicted model, not a curated record. NCBI's taxonomy places the organism in Eukaryota, Viridiplantae, Streptophyta, Magnoliopsida, Solanales, Solanaceae. The coding region runs from base 120 to 1769 and encodes 549 amino acids.
GCAACACAAGUCUUUUACAACAUUUCAACAAAUACAACUACAUGUGUCUCUAAUGCAUCCCACUCCUUUUUUUCUCUACACAUCUACAAAUUCCUCAAACACCAAAAUCACUCACAAUAAUGGCUUUACAACAACCAUUUCUCUCUGAGUUAUUACUCCAUUCAUCUUCAAAUAGGACUUCACUCCCAAAAAGAUCAUUUUUUUCUCUACAAAUACCUCAAAGAUUCAAUCUUUAUCUUCAAAAUAAGCAAUUCAAGAAACAAGGGAGAAGUUGUUAUGCAAUUGCUGAGAAUCUUGGAGCUGAAGUUGAUGAGGAUCAAAGUUUGAUUUUGGAAAAUUCAAGUUUAGAGGAGUUGAGGGGACAAAGAGAAAUUGUUGGUUAUGAUUGGACUGAAGAAUGGUAUCCUUUGUAUUUGACCAAGAAUGUACCUAAUGAUGCACCUUUGGGUCUUACUGUGUUUGAUAAACAAGUUGUUUUGUAUAAAGAUGGAAGUGGUGAACUUAGAUGCUUUGAAGAUAGAUGUCCACAUAGAUUAGCCAAACUCUCUGAAGGACAACUGUACGAUGGCAAACUGGAAUGCUUGUAUCAUGGUUGGCAGUUUGAUGGAGAUGGUAAAUGUGUGAAGAUACCACAGCUACCUGAAAAUGCUAAAAUUCCUCGAUCAGCUUGUACCAAGACAUACGAAAUUAGGGAUUCCCAGGGAGUAGUCUGGAUAUGGAUGUCUCACAGAACACCACCUAAUAUUAACAAAAUCCCCUGGUUUGAAAACUUUGAGAGGAAAGGAUUUCGAGACUUUUCUACAACUCACGAGCUCCCUUAUGAUCACUCUAUUCUUCUGGAAAACCUCAUGGAUCCUGCUCAUGUUCCGAUAUCACACGAUAGGACAGAUUUUUCUGCAAAUAGGGAAGAUGCUGGGCCACUAUUUUUCGAGGUGACAGAAAGGACUAACCGGGGCUUUGCAGGGUGGUGGGGCAAGGAAAAAGAUCAAGGCAAAGCAAACUAUACUCCGGACUUCUUACGUUUUGAAGCUCCUUGUGUUCUUCACAAUAGUAGAGAAAUUGUUGAUGAAAGUGGGGAGAAGCAUUACUUUUCAGGUCUUUUUCUUUGUAGACCAUCUGGUCAGGGGAAAUCCAUGCUUAUCGUCCGGUUCGGGAACACAAAAAAACUAACCGGGAUACUGAAAUUUAUCCCAAACUGGUUCUUGCAUCAGAAUGCAAGCAAGGUUUUCGAGCAAGAUAUGGGGUUCCUUUCGUCCCAAAACGAAAUCCUAAUAAAAGAAAAGGUUCCAACCAAGAAACUAUACUUGAACCUAAAGUCGUCGGAUACAUGGGUAGCUGAGUACAGGAAAUGGAUGGACAAAGUUGGGCACGGGAUGCCUUAUCAUUUCGGUCACAGCACCAUUUUCCUGCCCCAACAACCCGCUGUAAUCGAGCAUGCCCCUGCUGGUUUCGUUGCCAAUUUUUCAGCUUCUCAGCCAGCUAAGGGAGGAAUCGGAGGAAUGUAUGCUCCGAACCCUGCCAACAGAUACUUCAGGCAUGUAGUACAUUGCAAGGAUUGCAGAAAUGUUGUCAAAGCUUUUGAGACUUGGAAAAAUGCCCUCUCUGCAAUCGCUCUCGUGUCAACUGCAUUUGCGAUUCUAGUGUCUGGAAGACAAUGGAAGGCCCUACUUUUGCUUUCAGCAUCGCUAUGUUUAGCUGGAGCAUAUGCUUUCUCAAAAGUCAUUGCAAUGAAUACAACCAACUUCAUAAGGACUCACAGAAGAUUGUAAAAGUAUGUAUAUAAUAGCUGUACUCAAGUUGAUGUCUUUCAUGCAAAAUAGGAUCCAGGUUUAUAUGCUUUUCAUACAUAUUGCUCCAUCCGUCUCAAUUUAUGUAACACCGUUUGACUUUAACACUUUUAAGUAAAGAUCAUAUUUUUCUCUGCUA